This is a messenger RNA of Hyposmocoma kahamanoa, 1151 nucleotides long. RefSeq names its product trypsin-7-like. Lineage: Eukaryota; Metazoa; Arthropoda; Insecta; Lepidoptera; Cosmopterigidae. Gene Ontology annotation, biological process: proteolysis. The record is from RefSeq and is a predicted model, not a curated record. The transcript has a single exon. The coding region runs from base 33 to 935 and encodes 300 amino acids. Gene Ontology annotation, molecular function: serine-type endopeptidase activity.
ACAACGACUGUCGAAUAAUUGUGAUUGUAAAAAUGUUCAACCGAAAGUUAUUAGGCCAGUUGUUUGUCUUGUUUUUGGGCACACAAAGUACUUAUAUGAAGAUAGACGAUAAAAAAUUACUUCGCAUCGUUGGAGGACUAAAUAUUUCUCACGGUAAAUACCCAUAUGUAGCAAGACUGGAACUUUUAAGAUUUACUGCAGCUAAACCUCGCCGAGCUCACAUUUGUACGUGUUCUAUAUUGACACCAACCUGGUCUUUAACAGCAUCUCACUGCUCUCUUAGUUUAUCCAAGGCACCUAACUUUAGCUUAGUGAUACGGUACGGCAGCACUUUGCCGUUGGACGAGAAAGGAAAUUAUAGCAAUGUUCUUAAGUUUGUACCUCAUCCAUCUUUCAAAUUUUUGGGUGACACAAAAAAUGUUUAUAAUUUGGAAAAUGAUAUAGCACUCUUGAAGACAGAUCCAGUAAUGUUGCCUAAAUAUGGCAGAGUCAGUGCCGUAGAUUACAUGAGUCUUUUUGGCUUCAAAGCUGUUGUGGCUGGAUUUGGGCGAACAAAUUAUACGAAGUUAAAUAAAAUAUUUUUCGCUAGCACGCUACGAUUGAACAUGCCAUUACAAAGUCUCAAUGUACUUAUAAAACGUUGUGCUAAUGAUAUUUCUGUGAAAGUAUACCCAGGAAUUUGUUUAGCCAGAAAAUGUGGUCAAACAGUCAGCGUUUGCGCAGGAGAUUCCGGAGGUCCGCUUAUCCAUAAUUCCCAGAUCAUUGGUGUAAAUUCACUGGCACCUCUUAUGGACUGUAGUGAUAAAAUUGAAGAUCGUCUUAAAAGUCGUCAUGUAGGUAUCAUUACCGCCGCUAGUCCCUUUACAGAGUGGAUUGGGGAGGUUAUAAAUGAAAAUACGGUGGCCUCUUCCCACACUGAUGGGAAAAUAGCGUGAAGUAUAAUAUUGCCAUAGGUGGAAACCUGUGAUUGCCUUUAUGUUUAUAUUCCUGAUUUUAUUAAAUGUAAGAAGCUGUUGGUUUUCCACGAAUGAAUAAAUAUAUAUCAGAAUGUAACUACAAGGGAAACGUUCUGGGAAAUACCUUUGUAUUUGACUUGUAUUUGAUAAUUGGCCUAUACAUUAUCGAUUCGUUCAGCCGGCGGUGAAAUAAUA